CCGGGCGAGACACCAACAGAUGCUGCCCUUACUGCCUUGGUUCGAACGGGUGCUGAUGAGGUGCCAAUUGCAACGUUGGCAUCGCUGCGACGCCUGGUCUUCGAGGCGCAACUCCUCAUGACGGCUCAGGUCAAGCAGUUGAUCGAGCAGCGGGCCGAUGAUCAAAAGGCUGAGUUGGCCCCGGCAGAAAGGGUCUCCGCGCUGGGACAGACGGGAAACUUCCGUUGGAUGUCGAGCUUCCUCUUCUUCAAGGAGAUCCUAAAGUGGCUUUUCACCUUCUACCUCUGGGAGCUGCGAGCGGCUCCAGCGGAUCCAAACGAGGACAAGAUGAUGGAGCUGGUGGUGAUCCGAAG
Molecule: messenger RNA, 353 nt
Organism: Symbiodinium sp. CCMP2456
Lineage: Eukaryota; Dinophyceae; Suessiales; Symbiodiniaceae
Source: the annotation of a GenBank genome assembly